This is a messenger RNA of Otolemur garnettii (small-eared galago), 9916 nucleotides long. It is a transcript of the gene ZNF292, whose product is annotated as zinc finger protein 292. The transcript is spliced from 8 exons. NCBI's taxonomy places the organism in Eukaryota, Metazoa, Chordata, Mammalia, Primates, Galagidae. The record is from RefSeq and is a predicted model, not a curated record. Gene Ontology annotation, biological process: regulation of transcription by RNA polymerase II. Bases 38 to 8182 code for a protein of 2714 amino acids. Gene Ontology annotation, cellular component: nucleus. Gene Ontology annotation, molecular function: DNA-binding transcription factor activity, RNA polymerase II-specific; DNA binding.
UGACCCAGGUGCGUACGCGACGGAGCGGGGUGUGAAGAUGGCGGACGAGGAGGCCGAUCCGGAGAGGCCGAGCCGCGGCGGCGGCGGCUGCGCGACAGAGCUGCAGCGCCUGGGCGAGCGGCUUCAGGAGCUGGAGCGGCAGCUGCGGGAGAGCUCAGGGCCGGCCGUGGAGGCGGCCGCCGAGUACUGUCGGCAGCUGUGCCAGACACUUCUAGAAUAUGCAGAGAAAUGGAAAACUUCAGAAGAUCCCUUGCCUUUAUUGGAGGUAUACACAGUGGCUAUCCAAAGUUAUGUUAAAGCCCGACCUUAUCUUACAUCUGAAUGUGAAAAUGUAGCCUUGGUUCUGGAACGCUUGGCAUUAAGCUGUGUUGAACUUUUACUGUGUCUGCCUGUUGAGUUACCAGAUAAACAGUGGCAACAAUUUCAGUCACUGGUGCAGGUAGCUCAUGAAAAGCUGAUGGAGAAUGGCAGCUGUGAAUUGCAUUUUUUAGCUACUCUAGCUCAAGAGACUGGGGUGUGGAAAAACCCGGUGCUGUGCACUGUUCUUUCCCAGGAACCAUUGGAUAAGGAUAAAGUGAAUGAAUUUUUAGCUUUUGAGGGUCCCAUCUUGUUGGAUAUGAGAAUUAAACAUCUAAUCAAAACAAAUCAGUUAAGCCAAGCAACUGCCCUAGCAAAGCUGUGCUCUGACCACCCCGAGAUUGGUACAAAGGGCAGCUUUAAGCAAACUUACCUUGUCUGUCUUUGUACAUCAUCACCAAAUGAAAAGUUAAUCGAAGAGAUUUCAGAAGUUGAUUGCAAAGAUGCACUAGAAAUGAUCUGUAACUUAGAGUCUGAGGGUGACGAGAAAAGUGCUCUUGUUCUGUGUGCUGCGUUUCUGUCACGCCAGCUCCAGCGAGGAGAUAUGUAUUGUGCUUGGGAACUCACUCUAUUUUGGAGUAAAUUACAGCAAAGAAUAGAACCAUCUAUACAAGUAUACCUUGAGAGGUGUCGUCAGCUGUCUUUAUUAACGAAGACAGUAUAUCAUAUUUUCUUCUUGAUUAAAGUUAUUAAUUCAGAGACUGAAGGCGCUGGACUUGCCACCUGUAUAGAACUAUGUGUAAAAGCCCUUCGCUUGGAAUCUACAGAAAAUACUGAAGUGAAAAUUUCUAUUUGCAAGACCAUUUCAUGUCUGUUGCCUGAUGAUCUGGAAGUUAAACGUGCUUGUCAACUGAGUGAAUUUCUUAUUGAGCCCACUGUCGAUGCAUAUUAUGCAGUAGAAAUGCUGUAUAACCAGCCAGACCAGAAAUAUGAUGAAGAGAGUCUACCAAUACCAAAUUCUUUACGCUGUGAGCUCUUACUUGUAUUGAAAACUCAAUGGCCCUUUGAUCCAGAAUUCUGGGAUUGGAAAACCUUAAAACGACAAUGUCUUGCAUUAAUGGGAGAAGAAGCAUCCAUUGUGUCUUCUAUAGAUGAGCUGAAUGACAGUGAAGUGUAUGAGAAAGUAGCAGACUACCAGGAAGCGGGCAAAGAGCCUUCUCUGAAUGGCCUUUCUGGGGCAGUUGGUGCUAGUUCUAGCCUUCUUAAAGACAUUGGUGAUGAAAAGCAGAAGAAGAGAGAGAUAAAACAGUUGCGAGAGAGGGGAUUCAUAUCUGCUAGGUUUAGAAAUUGGCAGGCCUAUAUGCAGUAUUGUGUGCUGUGUGACAAAGAAUUCCUUGGGCAUAGAAUAGUACGACAUGCUCAAAAACAUUACAAAGAUGGAAUUUACAGCUGUCCCAUAUGUGCAAAGAACUUUAAUUCUAAAGAAACUUUUGUCCCCCAUGUCACAUUGCAUGUCAAACAAUCUAGUAAAGAGAGACUAGCAGCUAUGAAACCAUUAAGAAGAUUGGGAAGACCUCCUAAGAUCACAACUGUCAGUGAGAAUCAGAAGACCAGCACGGUGGCUAAGCAGGAACAGCGGCCGAUAAAAAAGAACAGUCUCUAUUCAACAGACUUCAUUGUGUUUAAUGAUAAUGAUGGGUCAGAUGAUGAGAAUGAUGACAAAGAUAAGUCUUAUGAGCCAGAAGUGGUCCCAGUUCAGAAACCAGUACCUGUUAAUGAAUUUAAUUGCCCUGUCAGUUUUUGUAAAAAGGGCUUUAAGUACUUUAAGAAUUUAAUUGCUCAUGUAAAGGGGCAUAAAGAUAAUGAAGAUGCCAAGCGCUUCCUUGAAAUGCAGAGCAAAAAAGUCAUUUGCCAGUACUGUAGACGGCAUUUUGUGAGUGUUACUCAUCUCAAUGAUCACUUGCAAAUGCAUUGUGGAAGUAAACCAUAUAUCUGUAUACAGAUGAAAUGUAAGGCUGGCUUUAAUAGUUAUGCAGAGCUUUUGACCCACCGAAAGGAGCAUCAAGUCUUCAGAGCAAAAUGUAUGUUUCCUAAAUGUGGCAGAAUUUUUUCAGAAGCUUAUUUACUAUAUGAUCAUGAAGCACAACAUUAUAAUACCUACACUUGUAAGUUUACAGGUUGUGGUAAAGUUUAUCGUUCUCAGAGUGAGCUGGAGAAGCAUCUGGAUGAUCACAACACUCCUGAAAAAGUGCUGCCCCCUGAAGACCAAUUUAAUUCAUCUGCAGAUUCUGUUCAGCCUUCCAAAGUGAGUCAGAACACAGCUGAGAAUAUGGAGAAAGAAAGAGCUGUGCUUCCUUCAGAAAAUGUUGAAAACAGCUCACCAGCAGAGAGGAGUGGUGCUUGGGAUGAAAGCAAAGUGGAGGCAGCUGUGACCAAACGAGAUCAGAUUUCUGCCUCUGAGCUCACACCCGCUAAUGGAUCAUUGUCAAAUGGCUUGGAAAACCCUGCUACUCCUCUGCUUCAGGCCAGUGAAGUAGCUGUGUCCAUUAAGGUGUCUCUGAAUCAGGGGAUUGAGGGUAACUUUGGAAAGCAAGAAAGUUCAGCUGCACAAGCCAGUGGUGAACCACUGGUCACAAACUCACACACCCUAGUUAGAGACUCUUGUAAUGAUGUGCAUCAUCCAGCUUUCCCAGAGAGGAAAGAACAGGGUUGUUUUAAUGAAGCCCAGAUUACUCAGAAUUCCUUAGUAAAUUCAGAAACCCUCAAAAUAGGUGACCUUACCCCACAAAACUUAGAAAGACAAGUGAACAACCUGAUGACCUUUUCUGUGCAAAGUCAGGCAGCAUUUCAAAACAACUUACCAAUAUCUAAGUUUGAAUGUGGAAGUAAUGUCAAAGCAUCAUCUGGUCUUUAUAAUUUACCUCUUAAGACUUUGGAAAGUAUCACAUUUAUUCCAGCACAGCCCAACCUAAGUAGUUCGUUAGGAACUCCAUCAGUGCCUCCAAAAGCUCCAGUUCAGAAAUUCAGCUGCCAGGUUGAGGGAUGUACUCGGACCUAUAAUUCAUCACAGAGUAUAGGAAAACACAUGAAAACAGCACACCCUGAUCAGUAUGCUGCAUUUAAAAUGCAGCACAAAAGUAAAAAAGGUCAGAAAUCUAAUAACUUGAAUACUCCCAAUAAUGGAAAGUUUGUUUAUUUUUUGCCACCACAGGUGACCAGUUCUAAUACAUUUUUCACACCACAGACCAAAGCCAGUGGGAGCCCCACUUGUGUGGCCGCGUUGCAGCAUGUCUCACCUCCCAUUUUCUCACCUCAUUUGGCAAGUGUAUCAGCUCCAUUGUUGCCCUCAAUGGAAAGUGUCAUAAAUGCAAAUAUGUCUACUCAGGAUAAAAAUGAACAAAGUGGUAUGUUGUGUUCCCAAAUGGAAAAUUUGUCCAAUGCUACCUUGCCGGCACAAAUGGAAGAUUUAACCAAAACAGUUUUGCCUUUGAACAUUGACAGUGGCUCAGAUCCUUUCCUUCCUUUACCUGCUGAAAGCAGUUCAAUGUCUCUUUUCCCUUCACCAGCCGAUAGUGGGACUAAUUCUGUUUUUUCUCAACUGGAAAAUAAUACCAAUCGUUAUUCCUCACAGAUUGAAGGAAACGCAACUUCCACCUUUCUAAAGGGGGGUAAUGGUGAGAAUGAAGUUUUUCCUUCCCAAGUGAAUGUUGCAGAUGACUUUAAUAGCACGAAUGUCCAACAGUCUGCACCUGAAAAAGUCAAAAAAGACCGUGGGCGGGGCCUGAAUGGGAAGGAGAGAAAACCCAAGCACAACAAAAGGGCUAAAUGGCCUGCAAUUAUCAGAGAUGGGAAGUUUAUCUGUAGCAGGUGUUAUAGGGCUUUCACUAACCCCAGAUCGCUGGGUGGACACUUAUCCAAACGGUCUUACUGUAAGCCCCUGGACGGAGCAGAAAUUGCUCAGGAGCUUCUGCAGAGUAGUGGGCAGCCUUCCCUUCUUGCCAGCAUGAUUCUCUCCACCAGUGCAAUUAACCUGCAGCAGCCACAACAAUCUGCCUUCCAUCCAGAAACAUGUUUCAAAGAUCCUUCAUUCCUACAGCUUCUUGCUGAAAAUCACUCAUCAACGUUUUUACCAAAUACAUAUCCUCGACCUGGUGUGACUAACUUUAAUACCAGUGUUAAUCAAGAAGGAAGUGAAAUUAUUAAGCAGGCCUUGGAAACUGCUGGCAUUCCCAGUACAUUUGAGGGCAGUGAAAUCCUUUCUCAUGUUCCAACAGGUUGUGUCUCAGAUACAUCACAAGUAAAUGCCACAGUGAUGCCAGACCCAGCUGUGCCAUCCCUGUUGCAGACUGUAUGCUAUUCAAAUGCCCUAUUGACAAACCAGAGCAGGACACCAAACUCCAAAAAUUCUGUUGAGGAAUGCAGCAAUUUGCCUGUUUUCCCAGCAAGUGACUUACUCCUGAAGACUGUUGAAAAUGGCCCGUGCUCUAGCUCAUUCCCUGAUUCUAGUGGACCAUCCCAAAACUUUACCACUAACAGUUCACGUGUUUCAGUUAUUAGUGGUCCUCAGAACACAAGAUCCAGUCACUUAAAUAAAAAGGGAAACAGUGCUUCUAAGAGAAAAAAGAAAGCAACACCUUCGCUGAUUGCACCUAAUGUUUCCCAAAACUUGGUGACAGGUGACUUAACAGCAGUGGAACUCUUGGCAAAGAAUAUUGAGAUCCCGACUACUAACCUUCAUUCAGCUGUAAUUCCAAGUUGUGAAUCUCGGGAUUUGGUGGAAAAUCUAACACAGAAAUUAAAUAGUGUUGACAAUCAGUUAUUUAUGACUGAUGUAAAAGGAAACUUCAAAACCAAUCUUGAGGCCCAUACAGUGUUAGCUCCUUUAACAUUAAAAACUGAAAAUGGUGAUUCUCAAAUGAUGGCUUUAAAUUCAUGCACAACUUCAAUAAAUUCUGAUUUGCAGAUUUCCGAAGAUAAUGUUAUACAAAACUUUGAAAAGACUCUCGAAAUUAUUAAAACUGCUAUGAAUUCUCAAAUACUUCAGGUAAAAAGUGGGUCUCAUGGUGCUGGUGAAGCAUCACAGAAUGCACAAACCAGCUGUAACCUCCAUCUCCCCUCAGUUAGCACUGCACAAAACAGCACACCACCCGAGUCUUCUCAGUUGGCCUCCUUUGUCAACAUCAUGCCCGCAAAAGGCGACAUUCCUCAGUGUGGACCAUUGCCUAAGGAGGAUCAAGUACAGGAGAUUUUAGAAGGCUUACGGAGACUGAAACUAGAAAAUGACCUAUCUUCUCCUGCAUCUCAGUGUGUGCUGAUAAAUACAUCUGUGAUACUGACUCCUGCUCCUGUUAAGCCACUUCCAAAUGUCACAGUUAAACCAGUUUCUGAAAUGAUAAACAUUCAGUUUAGUGACAAAAUUAAUAAGCCCUUUGUGUGUCAAGACCAAGGCUGUAGCUACAGUGCUAUGACAAAAGAUGCAUUAUUUAAGCACUAUGGUAAAAUUCAUCAGUAUACUCCAGAGAUGAUUCUUGAAAUUAAGAAGAAUCAGUUGAAAUUUGCUCCAUUUAAGUGUGUGGUACCUACAUGUACAAAAACAUUUACACGAAAUUCAAACCUCCGGGCACACUGUCAGUUAGUACAUCAUUUUACAACUGAAGAAAUGGUAAAGUUAAAAAUAAAAAGGCCAUAUGGAAGAAAAUCUCACAGUGAAAAUUUGUCAGCACCACAAAUCACACAAGUGAAAAAACAGCUAGCUGUGACAGAGGAAAAUAAAAGGGAAUCCCAGCCUGCUUUGCAACUGGGAGCAGAGACAGAAAAUGCCUUCAGUAAUGUAGCAGUGAUCCCAGAAAAACAAAUUAUAGAAAAAAAAAGUCCUGAAAAAACAGAAAGUUCUCCACAAGUGAUUACAGUUACUUCAGAGCAACAUGAUGCACAUUCUCUCACAAACAUACAAACCAAAGGACGCAAAAUCAGGAGACUUAAAAAAGAAAAAGAGGAGAAGAAACGAAAGAAGCCAGUUUCCCGAUCCCUUGAGUUUCCAACAAGAUACAGUCCCUACAGACCAUAUCGAUGUGUUCACCAGGGAUGCUUUGCUGCCUUCACGAUACAGCAAAACUUGAUUCUUCAUUACCAGGCUGUACACAAAUCAGAUCUACCUGCAUUUUCUGCAGAGGUUGAAGAGGAAAAUGAAGGUAAAGAAAAUGAAGAAACUGAAACUAAACAAACUAUGAAAGAAUUUCGAUGUCAGGUGAGUGACUGUUCUCGAAUUUUUCAAGCAAUUACUGGCCUAAUACAACACUACAUGAAACUUCAUGAAAUGACUCCUGAGGAAAUUGAAAGUAUGACUGCUUCAGUAGAUAUUGGUAAAUUUCCAUGUGACCAAUUAGAGUGCAGAUCUUCAUUUACUACGUAUUUGAACUAUGUUGUUCAUCUAGAGGCAGACCAUGGAAUUGGGAUAAGGGCAAGUAAGACAGAAGAUGACGGCAUAUACAAGUGUGACUGCGAAGGCUGUGACCGGAUAUAUGCAACUCGCUCUAAUCUCCUCCGACACAUUUUUAAUAAGCAUAAUGAUAAACAUAAAGCUCAUUUGAUUCGGCCAAGAAGGUUAACACCUGGCCAGGAAAAUAUAUCAAGCAAGGCAAACCAAGAAAAAUCUAAGUCUAGACAUCGGGGAACAAAACACAGCAGAUGUGGGAAAGAAGGAAUAAAAAUGCCUAAGACCAAACGAAAGAAAAAAAGUAAUUUAGAAAACAAGAAUACAAAGAUUGUGCAGAUUGAAGAAGAUAAGCCUUAUUCCCUGAAACGUGGGAAGCAUGUAUAUUCUAUAAAGGCUAGAAAUGAUGCCUUGUCUGAGUGUACAAGCAGAUUUGUAACCCAGUAUCCAUGUAUGAUAAAGGGAUGUACUUCAGUUGUUACAAGUGAAAGCAAUAUAAUUAGACAUUAUAAGUGCCAUAAAUUAUCAAAGGCAUUUACAGCACAACACCGAAAUCUUCUUAUUGUCUUCAAACAGUGUUGCAACUCACAAGUAAGAGAACCUGAGCAAGAAGACAAGAUUGAUGUGAAAGAUUCUGACACAUGUGUAUCAGAGAGCAGUGGUGAUUCAAGAGCAACUACAGUUCCACAGAAGGAAGUUGAAAAAAAUGAAAAAGAUGAAAUGGAUGAGCUAACGGAAUUAUUUAUUACAAAAUUAAUAAAUGAAGAUAGCACAAGCACGGAAGCCCAAGCUAAUACCUCCUCAAAUGUAAGUAAUGAUUUUCAGGGAAAGAACCCCUGCCAGCCAGAAAGGCAGAAAGCAAGCAAUCUGAAGAGAGUUAAUAAAGAAAAAAAUGUCUCACAAAAUAAAAAAAGGAAAGUAGAAAAGGCUGAGCCCACACCAGUGGUUGAGUUAAGCACUGUUCAUAAGGAAGAAGAGACUGCAGUGGCGAUUCAGACCACUGAGGAGCACCCUGCGUCUUUUGACUGGAGCUCAUUUAAACCAAUGGGAUUUGAAGUAUCUUUUUUAAAGUUUCUUGAAGAGUCUGCAGUGAAGCAGAAGAAAAAUACUGACAAAGACCAUCCAAAUAGUGGAACCAGAAAAGGAUCCCAUUCAAAUUCAAAGAGAAAUAUUGACAAGACUGCUGUGACUAGUGGAAAUCAUAUAUGUCCUUGUAAAGAAAGUGAAAUGUUUGUACAGUUUGCCAACCCAUCCCAGCUUCAGUUCAGUGAUAAUGUAAAAAUUGUUUUAGACAAGAAUCUUAAAGAUUGCACUGAGCUUGUCUUAAAGCAACUUCAGGAAAUGAAACCUACUGUCAGUCUGAAAAAACUUGAAGUACAUUUAAAUGAUCCAGAUAUGUCUGUUAUGAAAGAAAUCAGUGUAGGGAAAGCCAUAGGCAGAGGACAGUACUGAUAAUUAAUGUACUAUAAAUACAUCAUUUAUAGGUUUAAAUAGGAAGCCAUCAAGCAUGCUAGAAUUGUGAAACUCAUUUUUUUUUACUGUUGCCGACCUGAAUUAGCCUGCCCCCCCCCCAAACAAACAAACAAAAAAACAUGACAUGUGUCAUGUAAAACAUUUUUUUAUCCCUAUGGGACUUGAGGAACAGAAUCAGUACUUCACUUAUUGUAAAUAUUGAGCUAAACCUCAAAUUUCUAUAACCCAGUUGCCCUUCUCAUGAACUUAACUGAGUUAUCUGUGUGAUUGGUCUGUGUCACCAGGUCACUGCUCAUGCAUAAUAGUACUCUUUGUAGAUACCUUUUUUGUAUAUAUUUAUUACUGUAAAUCAUUUUGCUGCCACCAGCAGUCUAUAAGUCUAAAGUAUUAAAUGACACAUUUAUAUUUGAAAUUUUAAUUUUUAAGUGAUCAACUUUUUAAAACUGUUUUUUGUUAUUUUAAAUUAAGAAUUUUUUGAACUAAAACUAGAAGCUCUGCCAUAGUUCAUUGAUUUUUACAUGAAACAUUUAUUUACAAGAUAAUCUCAAGAUUACUUUUCACAAAGUAGGCACAUUAUUAUCAAACACUUCUGCUUUGUAAAUUUGCCAUCCAGGGUUCUUGGGUGGUAUUCGUUGAGAAAGCAGAUUCCUUAACAGUUUCCUACAGCUACAGUUUUGGUUUUUUCUCAUUGCUUCUAAUUGAAUAUAGUUGCUCUGACUCCAUGAAAUAUAAUGGAAAUGUGAAUAAAGAAUUUACUACAUUGAAGAUUUUAAACAUUUGGUAUUAAAAAAAAUCCUUUGUGAAUGUGAUAGAAACUAGUCGUGUGGAGCAGUAUAAAUAUUUGAGAUGGUGAUUUGUGAAGUAGCCCAGUAUUGCCUUAAAUAAAAUCACAUUUCAUUUAUUGUUUUAUACAUGUGAUCUUAUAAAGGUUCCCCCCGUCCAAUUUCUGAGAUUUAUAGAUUGGUGUAUAGCUUUAAACUGUAUAAAGUUUUGUGGAAAGAUUUUUUUAAACAUUUUUAUAAAUCUUAAAAUUGAUAUCAUCAAAGUGAGCCCAUCUUGUGUUUAUAAAAUACAAGAGUUCUUAACAUUUAUAAUUACAUAGAUGAAACACUUUCUAUAAGGAAGUUGGAAAUUUUGAUUUUACUGUUUAUAGAUGUUAGAUUGUACAGAUUUGUCUGUAUUUUCUCACCAUAUCUAAUGAUACUUUUUUCAUUAGAUUGGUCUUUAAGAGCAGUAUUAGUUGUUACAAUUGAUUAUUUUGAUUAUUUCAUAUAUGGUUAGCUCUUAUAGUUUAGGGUUUGUCUAUUUAUACUGUGGAUUCACAGCCAGAGGUAGAGGUUAUUUCAGGAGAGGUUUGAUGACCUUUGUUUAAAGUUCAGCUAAAAUCAGUGCUGGAAACAAAAGGAAGCAUCCUUUCAAUAUUUACUUUUGUUUCUGUUUGCCAUAAAUAGUAGCAUUGAUUUUUUACUUUUAUUUGUUAUAAAAUAGUUGCAUUCACAAUAUUAUUGGCCUGAGACACUGAUGAUAUUGUGAUGAUAUGAAAAUGUGUCUGUUCCCCAUGCAAGAUCAGAUUUAAGGAAAAAUGAAGCACUUAUCCUUAACUGAAAUCGCUGGUACUCUGAAUAAAUGAGCAUGGUCAAGGAGUGAACUAUUUUCUUUUGGAAAAUAUUUUUUUAAGUUUUAUUAAAGUAUUAUAGUUUUAUUUUUAGGGCC